Prorocentrum cordatum is the source of this 359-nucleotide messenger RNA. Lineage: Eukaryota; Dinophyceae; Prorocentrales; Prorocentraceae. The record is from the annotation of a GenBank genome assembly.
GUGCAACGAGGAAGCAGCAGAGGGCCGAGGAGAUUCCACAUCGGGCCAAGGACAAACCGUUGAUCAAGCUCGAGAGUCGUGCACGCAGUCUCGAGCACCAGUCGGCGGCGCAGAUGUUCUUGCCAAAAACGCACAAGAUCGUGGAGACGGGAACUGCAGCCAACCAGAGUUAUCUUCAGACAGUCAGGGACGAGGGCAAGGAUCACAAGCGAGGUCCUCCCGAGCUGCAGACCUUUUCCGCAGGUCUGCCAGAUUUAGAUCUCUUUCUGGACGAGGGCUCUUGCCCGCCCGAACUCAAGAAAUUCAGAGGUCUUGGUCAGAGACUGAAGAGUAUGACGGAGCACGGGGCAGAGACCGAG